CAAUUCCCAAGGAGCACAGAGCGGAUGGAGGAGCAGCACCUCCAGGCUGCAGGGGUCUUCUUCUUCUUCACCACUUUAAUCUACGGAUAAGAAGUGCUUUUUUCUUCUUCUCAGUCAUCUCCUGCUGCAGCAUGAGCGCUGAGUGCAGCAGUUACUACAGCACUGACGGUGUGUUUGUGGACGGGUUCUCGUGCCCCAGACCGGGCAAUGCUGUUGCCGCUCUCUUCUGCUGCGGAUUUAAUGAUGUCAAGUAUUGCUGUGACGAUCCCAACAGUUUUUUCCCCUAUGAGUACGGAUACAUGUGGUGGCUGAGUAUCGGCGCUCUGGUUGGUCUGUCCAUUGCAGCAGUAGUCCUUCUUGCCUUCCUCAUCACCGUAUGUGUCCUCUGCUACCUCUUUAUUGCCACCAAACCCAGCCGUCUUGACAACGGCCUACCCCUCAGAGCACCAGCAGUAGAUCCCAGUGAGGUUUCCACGCCCGUGAGAGCGACCUGUGUCUCCGGUCCGCAGGGAUUCAGAAAACACUUCAUGAGCAGGAAGUUGGACUGUGAUAACCAGCCGCCAGACCCCGAGAUCCUGUUCCAGAGGUGUUUCACAGCCACCGCCAUCGGCACGAAAGGGGAAGAGCCUUCAUAGACCUCUUGUUAAAAAUGUGGCCAUCAGACCUGAGAUCAAGACAUUCAGUGAAUCUGGAGGCGGACUGUGUUGACAGGGGAGGGCUGGGACACUGGGAGGAAUCGUAGCUGAAACAAUAUGGUAUGCAUGGGAGUCAUUGGGGUUGAGUAUUAAAUCUGAGUGCUUGAAAUCAAACUAAAAUGUGCACAACGAAGCCAUGCUUGAAUUUUUUCCCACACUAAAUUCUCUCCUCCUCAUGGCUGCAUAAUUUCGACACUCAGCACUGUGCAGCAGUAAUCAAGAGGAUGGUACUUAAUUAUCUACCAUCUUGGAAGACAAUAGACAUGUUAGUGCAACUGCGGGCGUAGUGUUUUGUUCCAGUUUACACUCAGGAUUUACAGUUUCAUGUGUAUCUAUAACGAUGCCGAAGAUGAGACUGAAAACAGGAAAAAGAGCCUGACACACCAAGACAACGACAGUCUUGACAUCCAGGCCGCAGAGUCAGGGUGCACCCUUGUAAAGUACUGUGCUGUAGACCGGCCGUCACAUCUGCUACAUUUUACUCAGGGACUAAAGAGAUCCACAGUGCGGUGAGACCAAGAACAUAACAAUGCUGGUUAUUUAUUCAAAACCUUAAAAUGAAACAUUUUUACAUUUUUCGGAUAGGAGAUUGGGGUCAACAUGUGUCUCCUAUGUCAGAGCUGUAGUUUCUUUCAACCAUGGUCAAUUUCAUUUGGAGACACACAAAAGAUCUUUCUAUUUUUGGCAUUUUCUUUUUAAAUUGACAGCUGCCGUUGAAGAGGCAGACAGGAAACUAGCAGAGAGACGAACGUCCCCUGCUGGAAUCCAUGUUGUGCCUUAAUCUUUCAUUUAUCAGGACACCAUGAAUCAAAGCGAAUAGGUUUACACUGAGAUUCUCUUUAAUGGUGCUCUCAGGAUGAUCUGAGUCGCAACAAGGAGUUUAGUCGAGAUAAUGAUAAACACAUAGAUGAAAAAUAAACAUUAGUUUAAUCAACAAUACCAACAUUACAGCACAUAAUCAGGAGGCUGGGGCGGUGAGCUGUGGACGCAGCUGGCACGAGCGUAAUCAAGUAUCAGCGUAAUCAACAGUCACAUUAUAAUGGACCAAUGAGAAAAUCAAAUAUCACAGUAUUUUUGACUAAAUACCUCAAUAUUGAAAGUUGACUAUUUGGUGCUUUCACAAAGAAUUAACACAAAGAGAUUUUUAAUAUAUAAUCAUAAUCAAGUAAUGUGGAUAUAAUGACUAAUUGGGUAAAGGCAAAUAAUAGAAGAGCUAGUCUGAUAAGGUCCGGAAAUGACAUAAUUCUACUGUAAUGCAGCCUUGAAAACCAGGAAAAUACAUCACUUAUUCUAUAUAACAAUAUCCAAAAUCUUAGACGACAUCUUGUUUCACAUCACGAUAUCGAUACAUCGAUAUAUGGUCCAGCUUUAGCCGAUAGCAACAGGUGUGACGUGUGAAUUAGCCAGUGAUCGUUAAGCAACAAUCAAUCACCUCAUACCAAUUAGCGAAUACGGUCGUUGCAGGGUUGUCUGGCAAAAACAAUUAAACCUGGCUCAGCUUUUCCCAUGGUGAUGAAAGAUAUAUGUAUUUGACACUUUGAUCUGAGGUUAUUCUGUGUUCAUUUGCAUAUGAAGAUGAAAGUUAUUUUCAGGACAAAGACAAAGCUUUCUGACCAAUGUGUCACCGAACAUUUUUCAGUCUCUUUUAUUCAAUGAUUCCAAACUAACCAACUUAAACGAUACUUUCAUAAUUUUUCAAGCUUGUCUUCAUGUUUAGUUUUGGUUUACUGCAGAUUUGGAAGUAUGAAACUGCCCUUAAUUACAUUCAUGAGGAAAUAACGGUAGACUAACUUCUCUAUCCAAACACAUCUCGUGGUAAAUGGCAGUAUUAUACUGAACAACUUGCAGUGUCAUCAAAUGUUACACCAUCAUCUUAGCUUUUGUCUAAGGAGCUCUUGUUGCUUUACAGUGUUACUUGGCAUACAUACAGAUCACAAAGCUGCAUUUCUGUGGAUCCACUAUUCUAUGUAUCUACUGGAUAGUCAAUUCCUUCUCAAAACUUUCAAGUGCCCUUGUUUUUGUAACUGGUAGCUUAAGCGUUUAUCAAUCCAUGCAAAGAGUCAUGUCUUGUAUCGGUGAAUACAUUUUGCUUGUGUAAUUGUUGUGGAAAAACGUUAACUGUCGUCAGUUUUGAAUGUCAAACACGUUUUCUUUGUCCAACAGUCAAAAUAUCGACUGCUGGCAUGUUAGUCAAAAGUGCGGAGGAAUUAAGUUUCUGUAAAUGUCGGCACAAAGCUGUGCUCAGUAAUCGACUGGAGCUUGCACACAUAUACAGUUCAAUGAAUGUAGGAGAAAAAAAACCCUCCUGGUUUCAGAUUAUUUUCAU
Anarrhichthys ocellatus (wolf-eel) is the source of this 3021-nucleotide messenger RNA. Its product is annotated as protein shisa-like-2A. Lineage: Eukaryota; Metazoa; Chordata; Actinopteri; Perciformes; Anarhichadidae. The transcript is spliced from 3 exons. The coding region runs from base 132 to 635 and encodes 167 amino acids. The record is from RefSeq and is a predicted model, not a curated record.